Messenger RNA from Naegleria fowleri, 966 nucleotides. RefSeq lists its product as uncharacterized. Gene Ontology annotation, biological process: ribosomal subunit export from nucleus; protein import into nucleus. Lineage: Eukaryota; Heterolobosea; Eutetramitea; Acrasida; Naegleriidae. Bases 1 to 966 code for a protein of 321 amino acids. The transcript has a single exon. Gene Ontology annotation, molecular function: GTPase activity; GTP binding. Gene Ontology annotation, cellular component: cytoplasm; nucleus. The record is from RefSeq and is a predicted model, not a curated record.
AUGAAUCGCUCAAGCUCAACGGAAGAAAAUGAGAGUGCUGAUGAUGAUUUUAACCAGAGCGCUGAUGUCACUGUUGUUGAAUUAGUGGACUUUGUCAAUCCUGGACAAUCACAUCAUUUCUCCGAUCAAUUGUUUACCAAAUUUAAAAGUCAUAUGAGAGAACCAGUUCAUAUUUUUAAAUUAAUCGUUGUAGGAUCUUCAAUGGUUGGAAAAACAUCAUUUAUCAAUCGUUUCAUUUUGGAUCCAAAGAUAAUGUUUCGACAUUUGUCCGACAUUCAUACAACUAUCUUUCCCAUUACUUUUGCUUCUACUAAAGGCAAAAUUCGCUUUGAAGUGUGGGACUAUCAGAAUGAAAAUAAUACGAGCAAUGAUGUCUACAAUGAUAUCUUGGAUGAUCAUUUUCACAUACCAUGUGACAAGUUUUUUCAACACGCUCAUUGUGCCAUUCUCAUGUUUGACAUCACCUCUCGAUUGUCUUACAAAAUGGUGCCUCAAUGGUACAGAAAAGUUUUAACAUUAAAUCCCGAGAGAGUACCAUCUGUGGUGUUGUGUGGAAAUAAGGUCGAUGUGAUGGAUCGAAAAGUUAAAAGAAAAUUUGCAACGUUUCAUCGAAAAAGGAAUAUUGAAUAUCAUGACGUGAGUGCUAGAGUUAAUUACUGCAUUGUAGAACCAUUAUUGAGUUUGGCUAAAAAGUUGUUGAAUUGUGUGGAUUUGACAUUUGACAAUACCUGGUCUGCAAUGCUCAAAAAACCUCAAGAAGUGACCAUUGAUUCCUCACGACGUCUUGAAAUCAUGCAGAGCGAGCACAUGUACUAUCAUGAUACUUACCAGAUGAUGACGAUGAUUUAUAACUGUAUUCGGAAAUCUUGUGAGUUCAUUUUCACUCCAAAAAAUGUUCUUAUGGAUCACAACAAGGUUGUUGCACGAAAAAGUGUUUGCAAAUUCGAUCGAAUGAAAAUAUAUUGA